AGGAUUGUAUGUGUGCUGUUGCUAUUUUUAGAUCAGGCGAUAUGUGUUGGAAGAAGAAGCUACCACUAUCAAAUGGGAGAGUGGAUCCUAAUCUUGAAGGAAGAGCACUUAUAAAGGUUAGGAGAGGUAAUGUCCCGAGAACUGCACCAGAAGUAAGAAUACAGAAAGAAAAUAGAGAUGGUCUGAUAGUAGUUGGAUCAGUGCUUCUGAGUUUCUCUGUGUUCGCUAACAUUUUAUUGGUUAGUGCAAUGUGUUUGGGUUUUUACUUCAUCAAUAAAAAGAAACUCAAAAGAAUGCCCCAUCAAGAUAGUUUUGCAGAAACAAAUUUGCGUUGUUUUACUUACAAAGAGCUUGAAGAAGCUACAGAUGGAUUCAAGGAAGAACUGGGAAGGGGAGCUUUCGGCAUUGUUUACAAAGGGUUCAUUAAUAUGGGGUCUGAUAUCCAAGUGGCUGUGAAAAGGUUAGAUACUGUGGUCCAAGAUAGUAAGAAGGAAUUCAAAACUGAGAUAAAUGUGAUCGGUCAGACCCAUCAUAAGAAUCUGGUUCGACUGCUGGGGUUCUGUGAUGAUGGAGAGCAUCAAUUAGUUGUGUACGAGUUCUUAAGCAAUGGUGCUUUAUCAAGCUUUCUAUUUGGAGAUAAUAAACCCAGUUGGAAUGAAAGAAUCCAGAUUGCGUUUGGGAUUGCUGGAGGAUUACUGUACUUACAUGAAGAAUGUAGUACUCAAAUUAUCCAUUGUGACAUAAAGCCCCAGAAUAUACUUCUGGAUGACUAUUACAAUGCAAGGAUUUCUGACUUUGGGUUGGCAAAGCUUUUGUCGUUGGAUCAGAGCUAUACCCUUACCGCCAUUAGAGGAACGAAAGGAUAUGUUGCCCCAGAUUGGUUUAGGAACUUGCCUAUUACCGUGAAAGUGGAUGUGUACAGCUUCGGUGUUCUGCUGCUGGAGAUCAUUUGUUGCAGAAGAUGUGUGGAUAGCAAAGAAAGCAAUGCAGACAAAGUAAUUUUGGCUGAGUGGGCUUAUGAUUGUUACAAUGAAGGAAGUUUAGAUGCCCUGGUUGAACACGACAUUGAGGCCAUGGAUGAUAGGAACAAACUAGAGAGGUUUGUGAUGAUUGCCAUCUGGUGUAUUCACGAAGAUCCAUCUGUGCGACCCACAAUGAGGCAAGUUACACAGAUGCUUGAAGGAAUUGUUGAAGUUCCCAUUCCACCAUGUCCCUUCCCAUUUAUGACGACUAGUUGAAACCUGCCUUUGUUUAUUCUACCUUCUUGGGUCACUAUUAGCAGCCACUAAUAAUAUUUGCGGCAUAAUUCAAAAAAAAAAAAAAAAAAAAAAAAAAAAAAAAAAAUA
Molecule: messenger RNA, 1346 nt
Organism: Jatropha curcas
Lineage: Eukaryota; Viridiplantae; Streptophyta; Magnoliopsida; Malpighiales; Euphorbiaceae
Product: G-type lectin S-receptor-like serine/threonine-protein kinase LECRK3
Biological process (GO): protein phosphorylation
Molecular function (GO): protein serine/threonine kinase activity; ATP binding
Source: RefSeq, a predicted model, not a curated record